ACAGUCAAACUUCCGGUUCAGGAAAUGGACUCGUCAAACAGAUAGAGACUCAACGAAAUACCAGUUUAGGGUGGUGUAACGUGUACAACUUAGUUUUUAACCCUACUAUUGAUUGUUUAUGUAGAUGAGAGAAAAAAUUCAGUAUUUGAAAUUUAUUAUAAUUUUAAAAUGCUGAAAUCAAAGAGAAAUUGAGAAUAAUAGUGGGGAAUAUGGCGGAUCAACAUUCUCGUUACAACAGCAGUCCAAACGGACCGCAGACUUCAAAUCCGUACGCACAAACGAUGCCAUCUGGCCACCUUGGUGGAAUGCAGAGCAAAAACUUGCAAGGACAGAAUAUGAAUACAUCUCAAAUGAAUUUUGUGGGAAAUAUACCAAGUACUAGGGCUCCGAUGAGUUACAAUGCUUCAUUAAAUGGACAUGGAACCCCUCCUCCUGUUAAUAUGCCACCCAUGCAGAGAAUGCAACCUCCAAUGGGAUUGCCUGUCAAUAGGUUUCAACCCCCUAUGAUGAAUGUGUCGGCACCAACACAGACAUUUAUGAAUGGUCCACCAAAUAGACCUUUAAAUGCAAAUUCAUCUCUAAAUUCUAGUGUGGCUCAACCUUCUCUUUCAUCAUCUGGAAAUUUUCCCAUUGGUAUUUCAUCUGCACCAGUUCCUGGGAUGCCUGGUUCAAUUUCAAAUAAUGCAGUGAACACUUUUAAUGCUGGUCAGACCUUUUCUCAUUCAAAUAGCCCGAUUCCUCCUAGUCUAUCUACUCAACCACCAGGCAGUGUGUCAGAACAAAGAACAUCAUCACAGCAGAGAACGGACACACCACCAACAGAGGGAGGUCUACCAGUACCUUUUCAUGGACAAGGUCAAUAUUCUCACCAAGUGGGCAUGUCACUUACUCCUGGAUUAACACCUAACAAUUCAGAGCCUACAUCCAGGAAGUCAUCGCGAGCCCCGUCUCCAAUAGAGACGCAGUCGUAUGAUGCAUUAGAAGGAGGGGAUUUCUCUAACAUUCAAAAUCAGAGUUUCCCAGGAUCAGGAGAAACAAGACAGAAUCCACAGAACCAAGUCCCCCCUGUAGCAAAUCAUGCAUUCAGCCAAGGAAACCCCAACAGGGGUUCACCACUUACCACUGGGAAUCCUUCAACCGCCAUUGGGGGUCCUCCCUCUACACCCAGAUCAAACCCUGCAGAACAAGGUGGUGCAUUUACUUCUUACCAAAGCAAACCUGGACCCCAGGGUCCAAUGAUAAGACCACAUGGAAUGUCCCAAAUGGGAAAUCCCCAAAGAAUGGGGGCACCUUCUGUAUCAUAUGCUGGUCAACCACCAAGACAGCCUCAAGCAGGAGUUGGUCAACAAGGAAUAGGGGCACCAGGAAGUAAUAUGCAGCCAACAGGUCCCCAAAGAACUACCAGUGCACCAAGUCCAUUUUCAGCUCCACAGCCAAUGGGAAUCCCUCCUGCAUCUAUGGGUGGUUAUGUACCACCAUCUUCAUUUGGUGGUCAGCAACCUCCAAGGGGUAUGCUACCUACACCAGUGCAAGGCUCAUUUCCCCCCACAUCAUCAAGUGGUCAGCAGCCACCAGUUGGUGGCCCUCCAUUGUCAGUAGCAGGAGGAAUGUACAACAAUCCAGGUCCUCCGUCAGGUCCCGCAGGUGUGCCACCACCCAGAGCUCCCAUGUCCUCACCACCUGGGAUGCCACCUAUGCCAAGACCUGGGCCACCAACAGGUGGACCGCCUGCAAUGCCAGGUUUGUACCAGCAACCAGGUAUGUUACCGGUGUCGUCAAGUGCACCACCAACAUCUUAUGGGACAACUCAGAUGCCUCCAGCAGGGUUUCCCCCUCAGACACAACCAGGGCAAAUUGGCAGUACUCCAUCUCGACCAAAGUACCCACAAAUGCCUACAUCACCUCCUACAACAUGGCAACCAAGCCAAAACCCUCCCCAGUUUUCUCAGCCAGGUGGUUAUCAACCUAACGCACAGCCUGGGUCCUUUCCCCCAAGUCAGUUUGGGUCAAACCAAGCUGGGUCAGGACAGGGAGGAAUGCCUCCUGCAGCACCAGGAGGUUUCCCUAUGACCUCUCAGCCGGGCAGUCUUAGUGCCAGUUUUAAUUCUAUGUCAUUACAGGACAGAGUAGUGAACUUAUUGAACGAGAAGAACCUCCUUCCACCGGAGGGUAUGGAAGUGGUGAAACCAAGAUUAAAUAACGAGUACAAAAAGGUCAACUGUCAGGCAGAUGUAUUCCGAUGCACACUAACUGCCAUACCUCAGACUUCUAGCUUACUGAACAAAGCCAGGCUGCCUUUGGGAAUAUUAAUUCACCCAUUCAAAGAUUUAUCACAACUUCCUGUGAUCCAGUCCAGCGUGAUAGUCCGUUGUCGUUCGUGUAGGACUUACAUAAAUCCAUUUGUUUUCUUUGUGGAUUCGCGACGAUGGAAGUGUAACCUUUGUUACAGAGUUAAUGAAUUACCAGAUGAGUUUUCUUAUGAUCCGGUCACUAAAACUUACGGCGAACCUCAGAGAAGACCUGAGAUUAAAUCAUCAACCAUAGAAUUCAUAGCGCCAUCGGAUUACAUGCUGCGUCCUCCCCAGCCAUCAGUCUAUCUCUUUCUUCUGGACGUCUCCUUUAAUGCUGUGGAAACUGGGUACCUGAGUAUUUUCUGUCAGCUGUUGCUGGAGGAAAUGGACAAGUUGCCAGGAGACUCCCGGACCCAGAUUGGCUUUCUUGCGUAUGAUAAGGCAUUACACUUCUUUAACCUUGCAGAGGGACUUUCCCAACCACAGAUGUUAACAGUAUCAGAUAUAGACGAUAUUUUCCUUCCUUGUCCUGAUAAUCUUCUAGUCAAUUUACAAGAGAGCAAGGAUCUGGUAAUGGAUUUGUUGAAUCAAAUUCCAUCUUUGUUUGAGGGAAACCUUGAGACAGGAAGUGCUCUUGGUGCUGCAUUGCUGGCUGCACAUAAGCUCGUGAGCCCAGUUGGGGGUCGAGUUACAGUCAUGCAAACAGUGUUGCCGACCGCUGGACCGGGUUCUCUCCAGUCCAGAGAGGACCCCAGUCUGAGGUCAGGGAAGAAUGUUGCAAAUCUUGGUCCAGCAAUAGAUUUUUACAAGAAAUUGGCACUGGAUUGCUCAGCCCAACAAGUAGCAGUUGAUUUGUUCAUGUUGAAUGGACAGUACGCUGAUAUUGCAAGUAUAUCCUGUAUAUCUAAAUAUUCUGGUGGGUCUGUCUAUCAUUACCCAUCAUUCCAUGCAGCUAAAAAUCCAUCAUUAUCAGAGAAAUAUGAAGCAGAUCUGAGAAGGUACCUGACGAGAAAGGUCGGAUUUGAAGCGGUGAUGAGAAUCAGAUGUACCAAAGGUUUAAGCAUCCACACUUUCCAUGGAAACUUCUUUGUGCGUUCCACUGACCUGCUGUCACUACCCAACGUCAACCCAGAUGCUGGGUUUGGAAUGCAGAUGUCCAUAGAAGAUUCUUUAGUUGACACAAAUACAGUUUGUUUCCAAGCAGCAUUACUUUACACAUCUAGUAAAGGUGAGCGUAGGAUAAGAGUCCACACUCUGUGCCUACCAGUGACAAAUCAGCUGUCUGAAAUCUACGCUGGAGCUGAUCAGCAGGCUAUAGCAGGGCUUCUGGCAAAAAUGGCUGUGGACAGAAGUGUGACCUCCUCCUUGUCUGAUGCCAGGGAUGCCCUGAUUAAUGCUGCAAUGGAUUCUGUAGCAUCAUUUGGAAGCACCAUUCCUCCAGCUCAGAGGAUAGGAAGUCUGCCAAUCAGUUACACUCUCAGAAUGUUGCCAGUUUUUAUCCUGGCCCUUCUUAAAUCUAAAGCUUUUCGAGUGGGCACCAACACACCCCUUGAUGAGCGCGUGUUUGCCAUGCAGCAGUUCAAGAGCUUGCCCGUGGGACAGCUGCUGAAGACUGUUUAUCCUGCCCUGUAUCCUCUUCAUGGCAUCGAAAACUAUAAUACAGAGAAGAGAGGAGACAUGCUUGUGCCCCAGCCACCUUUACUUCACUUGUCGUCUUCUAACAUUGAUCGCACAGGUGUCUAUUUGAUGGACACUCUGGACACUAUUUAUCUGUAUAUUGGCAGUGCUGCUCCUCAGAAUUUUAUACAGGAAGUGUUUGAUGUACCAGACUUCAUGUCCAUUCCGGAUGGCAUGAUUGACUUACCAGAGCUAGAAAAUGAAAGGUCCGACCUAAUGAGAAAUUUUAUCACGGACCUGUUGGAGAGCAGACCAGGAGGGGCCUGUUUCUGUGUUAUCAGAGAUGACAGUAAAAGACGUCUACAGUUCUUUGAACGCAUGGUUGAGGACAGAACAGAAUCGUCCAUGUCACAGUACGAGUUUUUGCAACAUAUAUUGAAACAGAUUAAGAGUUGAUGUUUACCCACAGAGGACAUUCAGCCAAAAUGUGUCGUGUUGAUGUGAUUAAAAAUUACACACAGAAGUAACACUUAAGUGUACAUGUGACUAUUUACUUCCUGUGUCAAAGGUCAUGUACUAUACCACUACCAAGUAGUAUAACUGUGAUGGUAUAAAUAAUAGCUGUAUUUUUUGUCAUAAAAAUGCAUUGUUCAUCGAUUUAUUAGUUUUUUUUUUAAUGUGCAUUCAUGUAUUUUUGAGCUUGAAUAAGCUUUUGUUGGAUUGGAAAUAAUCACUGAAAAAUAAAAGGAAAGUAUGGCGAGUAUAAAAUUUUGUUGAUGCAGUUUGUCUUUCAACUGGUAAGAAAUCUAUGUAGUUUAGUUGUUGUCGUCCAUUAAGGUUGAAUGUUUGAUGUAGCGAGUUGCAGGUUGUUUCCAGCUAAGACAAGGUAAAGUGAAAAUGCACACAGUAAAAGUACAAUACUUAUUCUUGGAUGUAUCUAGUCUUGUAAUGUGCAAGAAAAAUAAGUGCUUGUUGAAAACUUCAUUCCAUGCAAAAAUUCAGUUGCUGUUCAUAGCAUUGCUAUCUUCAGUUUGGACAUAACCCUAGAUAUUGUUUAUAUAGUAGUAUUUAUUGAUCAGAAUAUGUAAAAAAUCAAGUAAAUUCAUGACACUUGUCCAAGUGAAAGAAAUUUCUUUCAUUGCUUAUGUAUGCAUGUGUUUUGAAGUUAUUCCUGUUUAAGCUCUGUAUAGUUAUAAAGAAUGCUGCAGUUCACUGAAUACUCUUCUUUCUAAACUUGUGUACAUUGAACGUUUUUGAGUAUCUCAAAUUCUAUAGAUUUCAUGACUGCUUUUAUUUCAAAAUACAUAGCGAUGGAUUUUACCAAGCAACUGGUAGGACAAAGCAUACACUGAAUCUAAUGAGAUGAUACAGUGCCAUUAAUGGAAGCUGAUCUGUAAGGCUCGUGUAAAAAGGAGUGUUGAGAGUGUAUCAUUGGUGCUUUUUCAUGUGUAUCGAUUACCCCACAUUGUUGAUGGUCCAUUUGCUUUUAUGAUUGGCGGAGAUCUCUUUCUCAACAUUGUAAAUAAGUAACCUGUAUACGAAAAUGCAAUGAGUGUCAUGUAAUUUUUUAGGAGAGAGUAAAUCUAAUAUGAAACCCGAAUAAAAUGUUUUUAAAAGUU
Molecule: messenger RNA, 5527 nt
Organism: Ostrea edulis (European flat oyster)
Lineage: Eukaryota; Metazoa; Mollusca; Bivalvia; Ostreida; Ostreidae
Product: protein transport protein Sec24A-like
Exons: 23
Coding region: 210-4364 (1384 amino acids)
Biological process (GO): intracellular protein transport; endoplasmic reticulum to Golgi vesicle-mediated transport; COPII-coated vesicle cargo loading
Cellular component (GO): COPII vesicle coat; endoplasmic reticulum exit site
Molecular function (GO): SNARE binding; zinc ion binding
Source: RefSeq, a predicted model, not a curated record